AUGUCUCUUUCUAUCUUCAGACCAACUUCCAGUAGAACAGCUAUGUCUCUUUCUAUCUUCAGACCAACUUCCAGUAGAACAGCUAUGUCCCUUUCGACCGAUCAUGUCCCUUUUCGGUCUUAUGGCCAUCAUUCCGUAGACCGAUCAUGUCCCUUUCGGUCUUAUGGCCAUCAUUCCGUAGACCGAUCAUGUCCCUUUCGGUCUUAUGGCCAUCAUUCCGUAGACCGAUCAUGUCCCUUUCGGUCUUAUGGCCAUCAUUCCGUAGACCGAUCAUGUCCCUUUCGGUCUUAUGGCCAUCAUUCCGUAGACCGAUCAUGUCCCUUUCGGUCUUAUGGCCAUCAUUCCGUAGACCGAUCAUGUCCCUUUCGGUCUUAUGGCCAUCAUUCCGUAGACCGAUCAUGUCCCUUUCGGUCUUAUGGCCAUCAUUCCGUAGACCGAUCAUGUCCCUUUCGGUCUUAUGGCCAUCAUUCCGUAGACCGAUCAUGUCCCUUUCGGUCUUAUGGCCAUCAUUCCGUAGACCGAUCAUGUCCCUUUCGGUCUUAUGGCCAUCAUUCCGUAGACCGAUCAUGUCCCUUUCGGUCUUAUGGCCAUCAUUCCGUAGACCGAUCAUGUCCGGUCUUAUGGCCAUCAUUCCGUAGACCGAUCAUGUCCCUUUUCGGUCUUAUGGCCAUCAUUCCGUAG
Molecule: messenger RNA, 681 nt
Organism: Acanthosepion pharaonis
Lineage: Eukaryota; Metazoa; Mollusca; Cephalopoda; Sepiida; Sepiidae
Source: the annotation of a GenBank genome assembly